GGAAGAGUUGAGAUGACUUCUUCAAACAUAGCUUAUGGACUUUCUGGACCUUUGACAUGACUCGUGCAUGGCUUUCAUGAGGUGGAGCAGGUUUUGCCUGAAAUAUAUAAGCUGUUCAUUCAUUUGAUUAUGGUCAUUUUAUGAAGUCCUCGGAAGCCGUAAGGUGGUUGCUCUGUGUGGUGGUCCUCAGCUGCUUUUGCUCCAGUGGGGUUAGUCUGUCAUGUCGGAGCUCUGAAGCUAUGGGCAUUAAUCGUUGCGACUUGUGUGAGUGUGUCAUUUGGGCCUACUCAGAAGCAACAGAAUGUGGGUGCUACGAUCACAUUUGUGAGUCCUGCGUCGAGGAUGUUCGCCAAAAAACCAAAUGCGAGUAUUGUGAGGAUGGCCAAUCAUGUCGCAGGUGUGAGAUGGUUGUCAAAGAUGGGGCUUGGCUGGCGUGUCCUGCGUCAGAUUGCCCAAUACCAGAGCGUCUUCAAGACAACUGUUGUGAAAGUUGUUGGGAUGGUUUUCUUGAUGACUUUGGAGCUGUGACCGGCUUGGUGAAAGUCACCAGCGCCACCACUGGAGACUUUAUCAAGCAAGUUAAUGUUUUUGACAAUGAUCGAAUCUCAAAGGUUCGGCAAGAGAUGGCAGAGCACCUUUCCUUGCCAGCUGCAAGCAUUCUGUCAAUAUCCGACAAGGUUUCAAGCAUAGCCGGCAAGAAACCGCCUGCAAAACCAGCAGCACCUACCAAUGUGACCCAAGCGCAAAAGGUGAUGAUCAUUGAUUGGCUCCCGGGCCAGCAGGUUUUGAAUCGCCAGACAGGAGACCAUGGAUACCGCACCCUUUCUUGUGGCCACUUCUCUUGUGUUCUUGCAUGUGCAGAGGAUAGGUGUCAAGAAUGUGAAAAACAUGCGGCAGAAGCCGCAAGGAAGCAGCUUGACAAAAAGAGAGCAAAGCAGGCUCGGGUUGAGGCAAACCAUGUGUUGUCCGAUUUGGAAGUGUUGCGAAGCAUUAAGGUCAGAAGCAAGACUGUUAAAGACUUCAUCUCAGGACUUGCUGCCAAAGCCAAGGCCAAUGCGCCCAACGUGCGGCUGGCACGGACGCAGACAAGCUUUGAAAGCACAAGACCUGCAAAAAAGCAGAGGAAUGCUGGAAGUGUGGCACGCACGGCAAAGGCUGCAGGCUCCCCGCAGGCUACAAGCCUACAGGCCGUAGAUGCAGGCUUCAAAAAGCUGUGCAAGCAAGAAAUCACCCCCGACAGCGGAGAAAGCUGCAAGUGAUGUGCCGAGGAUGGAAGUGACCUUGGAAAUGGAACUGGAGCGCAUGAUGGACGAAAUGGACAUGUCACCCCGUCCAAAGUCUCCUGAAGAAGAUGUGGAAGACAUAGAGCUUGAGCUCGAACGUCUCAUAGAUGGAGCAUUUGACCGCCAAGGCCACUUCUAAUGCUUUGAAUGAACUCUUGAACACACUAGAUUUAGUGUUUUGUUGGUGGAAGUUUCGACAAAAAUGUCUGGAUGAUGUUUGGCUGAUUUUCGCAUAGUAGUUUAGGUGGUAUUUUGCACAUUUCAGGGCAAUCUUGAAGCAUGCAAAGGAAGAGAGUGUCCAGUCCAGAUGGGAG
Molecule: messenger RNA, 1597 nt
Organism: Durusdinium trenchii
Lineage: Eukaryota; Dinophyceae; Suessiales; Symbiodiniaceae
Source: the annotation of a GenBank genome assembly